UGUGGGGGUUGUUUUCGUCGGAGGGUGGGCAAUUGUCGGGUCGGGAACCCCUCCUGCGUCACAGGUGAUGUAGAAUGAUGGGAUUUCCCAAAAACCCUUUCCCACCACCGUCCUCCUCCUCUUCAGAGUUUGGAGCAAAUAAGACAAAACUACAACCCAGUGUUUUAUGAGUUCCUGAAAUCUGUCAGGUGGGGCAUAUAGUGGAAGUGGCACAAGGCUGAGAUGGACAUGUGUCUCUUUGCUGCUCUUCUUUUGUUUUUCUGUGCUCAGGUGUGGUCUGAGCCCAGGUGUGAUCUGGCGGAGUUCUUACACCCUAAUGGCGCCUGUGUUGCAUGUCCUGUGUGUGAGCCUGGAGAACAGCUGUCAGAGGAUUGUGGCUUUGGAUACGGCGGGGAUGGGGUGUGCGUUGGUUGUGAGGAGGGGACGUUCAGCACAGAAACGGGGGUGGCUCCCUGCAGGAGAUGCACCCAGUGCAAUCUGCUGAACCGCCUGGUGGAGGCGGAGUGUUCGCCCACCUCUGACCGGCUGUGUGACCGGUGCCUCCCGGGGUUUUUUGAACUCAKGAGCUGGACUGGGGAGGUGGAGCUGCUGUGCGUGCCAUGUAACAUCCAUGACACAGUUCAUGAAGAGUGUUUGCGUUUCACGUCUAAAGGCGCCAAAACACAGAGCAUCGUCUCAGUGCCUGAAAGGAGCAUCAAAGAUCCUCCAGAGAAAGAAGUAGAAGAUGAAAAUCUUUCUGUGGUCCUGGUUGGUGCUGCAGUAGCAUCUUUGGUUUUUUUGGUUUCUCUGCUGCUUUGGGUUGUCCUUCUGACUGCUGAGAGAUUCAAGCAGGUUCCCGAGGACUGCACCAAACCAGAGGGGCUUUUGUCUGCAGCCAGUCUUCAGUAUGAAUCUUUGCCCGGCCACACAGAGAACCCAACGACACGUCCAGACCUCCCGCCGGAGGCCGUAUCARCGAGACCCCAAAGUUCAGUGAGCCACGAGAGUGAGCUGCACCCCACGUCUAUUGUGAUCAACGUCACCACCAACAUUAAGCCAUGCAGCCAGAAAACCGACAGCAUCACGCUGGAAGGGCGACACAGCUUCACGACAGAAGAGAUGGAGCACAAGCUGCAGRAAAUCUGGGAGAUCGCUCAAGGUCAGAGUAUCGAGAUGCUGGACUUCGACUCGGUCCAGGAUUUGUCCCUGCUGCUCGACUCUCCCGACAGCGUGCACACUUUGAGGAAGCUGGGGCUGUCUUUAGGCGUGCCCCCUCAGGUCACCGCUCAUCUCCACGGCUUCCAGGACCUUUUUCAGUACCUGCGCACCUCCACCUACACACAGCUGCCCCAGCUGGCCCAGGCUGCUGCGCUCUUGCCUAGUUUUGAAGUUGUUUCCAGGAUACACAAAGCAGUGRUGAACCAGUUAUUGCUUACACCCUGA
Messenger RNA from Austrofundulus limnaeus, 1422 nucleotides. RefSeq lists its product as uncharacterized. The record is from RefSeq and is a predicted model, not a curated record. The transcript has 11 exons. Lineage: Eukaryota; Metazoa; Chordata; Actinopteri; Cyprinodontiformes; Rivulidae. Gene Ontology annotation, molecular function: protein binding; signaling receptor activity. The coding region runs from base 223 to 1422 and encodes 399 amino acids. Gene Ontology annotation, biological process: positive regulation of JNK cascade; positive regulation of canonical NF-kappaB signal transduction. Gene Ontology annotation, cellular component: plasma membrane.